AUGACUGCUGCAUUUUCUCAUGCACCAACGCACGCUGUGCGCCGCGUGUGCCGAAGGGUGCGGGUGUUUAGUGGCGUGACUUUCGGACCGUCGGUCUCACGAGUUGCCUACGCGGCCGGGGGCUUCUCCUCUACGACACGCGCCACGGGUUUGUCCCCGACGCCGCCCCCAGCAGCCGUGGCGGGAGGCGGUGCUGCGUCCCCCUCCGCUGCACCGACGCCACACGCAACUCCCUCGACUUCGUCUGAAUUGUGGCGGCGGGCCGGGGACUCGGGGGCGGCGACGAUCGGCGGGCCGCACGUGGGGGCCACCUCGCCGGAGCAGGUGGAGGAGACGUUUCGCUUGUCGGUGUUGGCCCGCACGGCGAGCAACGCCCAACUCCGGCGCUAUUUGGAGCAGCUGCAGCCGAAGGAUCACGCGUUGGCGCUGGCGGCCGUGCGGGGGGCGGAGGCCGGCGGACUUCGUGUGGACGCCAAGACAAAUGAAGUGCACCUGACGAAGCUAAUGGACGCAGGGCAAUUGCGGGCCGGCAUGGAGCUCUACCGCCGCAUGCUGGCGACGCGGAUGACUCCAACAGCCAACGCCUACGCAGCGCUGAUGCAGAUGUGCCUGCAACGCGAGAUGCCGGAGGCCUGCCAGAAGAUGUUUGAAGAGAUGGUAAAGCGUGGUCAGUCGCCGAAUACGCGAAACUAUGAGCUGUACAUCGCCUCGCUGGCGAUGGAAAACCCACCAAAGUGGGAAAAGGCAGUGGAAGUGUUUGAUCACAUUUCACGCGAGCGACGUGGGAGGCAUGUGACAGCCACGACCUACAACUCGCUUAUGCGGGUGUAUCUCAAUAUGACUCCGUUUGAUUGGCGCGUCGUGUACAACUGUUACUACGCACUGCGGCAGCACAAGCCACCGAUUGCACUGCAGUGGGAAAGUUAUUUGUUGGUGGCAGAGGCACUGCGUCGGGGACGGGCUGGAUACAUUCGUCGCUUCCUCACCUACCUGGAUGCCUGGUUUUGCGUGACACAUUAUCGUUCAUUGGACUUCUUGUUUGGGCUGGCGUUGUAUUUGGCUGCCAUGAUGGUGCUGAAGGCGCUAAUAAGCUGGUUGGUCGUGUUUUACUACAAGCGGACGGUAUCGAAAGGGAAAGAGGCCGCCGAUUCCAUUUUGUAG
Messenger RNA from Trypanosoma conorhini, 1161 nucleotides. RefSeq lists its product as uncharacterized. The coding region runs from base 1 to 1161 and encodes 386 amino acids. Lineage: Eukaryota; Euglenozoa; Kinetoplastea; Trypanosomatida; Trypanosomatidae. The record is from RefSeq and is a predicted model, not a curated record. Gene Ontology annotation, molecular function: protein binding. The transcript has a single exon.